CGUCGAAGCUCCUGGCCGUCAUCGCCGCCAAUCUGCACCUUUCGUACAUACAUACUUCGCACGCACGUACAUACGUGGUGGUGAUGUUGUGCAUGCUGAUCGUUUCGCACUUUCGUCGCUGCUCGCUCGCCGCGUCUGCCACCGCCCGUUUGUGCCUUUGCCUGUCGCGCAUAGACAGCCUGCUUCCGUCUCGUCCAACAUUGAUUGAUUGAGCUCUCUCUCUCUCUCUCUCUCUCGGUGGCUCUUGCGCGCCCCGCCGCCGCCGCCGACGCCGCCGACGGGCCGCCGCCUUUGUUGUUGUUGGCAGUGCCACCACAACUACGACCACGACCACGACCACAAGCACGAGCACCACCAUCCAGCGCCAACACCGCUCUCACUUGACACUCGGGUGCCUCGCCGUGUCCAGACGAGCCACGCCAACGCGCCCCUCCCCCUCCCCCAUUCAUCCUCGGCGGACGGAGCGGCCAUGCUCGCCUGGUAGCACCGUUCGCCUCGCCGACGGGUGCCGCAGCAUGCGGCUCGCAUAUGACUGAGGUACGAUGCCUAUAUCCAACAACCCCCCCGACGACGAUGAUGCGUCGACCCAGCCCGCGGGCGGCGCCCAACCCGACGGCCACGCGCCCACGACGCCCAAGCAAAAGCGGUCGCCCAGCCCGGGCACGACGCCCAGGUCCGCUCCUGCCGCCGCGGGUGCCGCCGGCCUUGCCGCGGCGUCUCGCCCGCGAUCCAACUCCAAGAAGCCCGAGCCCACCCUGCUCGCAGACUUCCUCAAGGGUCGGCCCUCGCCCUCGCGCCAGGCCGCCGAACGCCGCCGCCGCCAGAGCGUCGAGGCCGUCAAGGCCGAGCUGCGCCAGGAGAUGAGACAGAGCUCUGUUCGCAAGCUGCAGCCCCCCGGCGGCGUGCGCGACCGCGUCAGCGCCUGGCAAAAGACCAAUGCAGCUGCCGCUGCAAAGGGUGAUCCUGACGAUGCGGCCACGGAGCCCCCCGACGUGGCCUUUGCCGACGAGGACAUUGAAAGCGUCACCGAGGAGGACCGCCUGCGCAUCAGGAUGAGGCAGAGGAAGCGCCCGCCACCCCGCGUGAAGCCAGAGGUGCAUCACUCCGCCGAUACGCCCGCCUCGACCAGCACCGGCGACGAUACCCUCGAAUCCCGACCCAAUGCUCCUCCCAAGAAACGUGUCGUUAGUGACGAGCACUGGAGGAAGCCCAAAGCCCACAAGAACGCCCUCCGCAAGGUCUCGCCAAAGGCUACGACCAAGUCGCCCAGCCCGAACCCCAUACCCCCCGACUUUGUCCAGCGCUCCGCCCCGCACCCUAAUGUGUCGGGCAAGAUCAAGGCCUGGGCGGCCAAGGUCGAGGUCCCCGACACCCCACCGCCGAGGAGUUACAGGUCGACACACUCCCGCAAAAGCGCCAGGUCAGAAACCACCAGCGAUGGGGGCGGGGCGUCAAGCCAGGCGACGGCCAAGCACGUCCCGCCGUCUGUGGACGAUGAUGGGAUCCGGGUCACGCCGCAGAAGCUGGACGAUGGAAUCCGUGUCACGGGCUCCAAGUCGGUUCCCAAGGACGCUGACGGCGUGCGCGUGCGACCGACGAGUGCGAGCUUUGCGAAACACAAGCCCGCAGAUGCGCCGCCUGCAUCCCGGGCCCGGAGUAGGACGACCACGUCUGCGCGAGAUAGGUCCGACAGGAUAAUAGUCGAGGAAUCGGAGCUCUCGCGGACUACAGAGUCCACAUCGCGCAGCGGCCCCGACUAUAUCGAGGUCAUCGAGGAGCCCGACUCCGUUCUUGACACCCCCACUAAGCGUCCGGGACCGCGGAGGCGGCUCUCGCCCAAAUCACGGCCCAAGUCGGUAGCCGACACGUCCAAGCUCUCCACAGAUCCAUCCAGCCUCGACGACGAGGGCUCCAACCUAAGCAGCGCCUACAACGCCUCCGACCUCUCGAGCAUCGCGAACAAGUCUGUUGCAGACAUCUCGGGCGACAUUCCCUUUGGCCACUCGGCCUUCAGCGAGCUCGAUCUUUCCCUCAACAAAACACGGCCGAAACGGCCCAAGGUUGAUCGCAAUUCCAGCCUCAAGGGCAUGCCGAAUGUCUUCAAGAAGGUUGUGGAAGAGGGCAAGAAGAUGAUCCACGACAUCAACGAACCGUCAAAGGCACCUGUCGUGAAUAAGCCGCCAAGCAUCGAAAAGUGGUUGAACAACACGGUCGACCCGUUUGUGGACGACUCCAGCACUACGCCAAAGACGCCCGAGAAGCCGCAGAAGCCGGAUGAGCAUAAGACGCGCCGCCGAUCAUCUCACGAGACACGGGCUCGCGAUUCCACACCCAGGGCGGAGAGCACCGAGGACCAGGAGAACACGGCUCCGCCGACGGAAAGCGCGGACACGGCCACUGACGAAACGCCCAAGGCAAAGGUCGACCACGGCUUGAAGCGCAGCAGGGCGACUAGAAGCCCCUCGUCACCGUUAAAGCCAGGAGUCAGAAGACCCUUCUUGGGCGUGCUGAAGGAGGCGUUCCAGGGUGAAUCAAGCGGGCAGAGUUACCCCAAAGCCUACCAAGGGCACGAGCCACGCAAGGACUACGACGACACCGACUCGUACCAUUCGUCCGACUAUACAUCCAGCGGCCUCACCGAUAUCCGUGACGAGUACGAGCCUCCCAAGAUGGCAGGCCCCAGAUACAAACCGCCUACGAACGGCAAGCAUGAACUGUCAACCAUCAUGUCUGAAGACGAUUCUAGUGCGCUCGGCUCAGACCUGACGGAUGCGUCCCAAUCGACCCUGACGCAGUCGACGGGCCUCACCAGGGACAGCGAGUCCUCGAAGCCUCACAAUCACGCUCCCGGGCUCAAGAGACGCCUGACUCGCCACUCGGAUCUGGUCUCGGUGUUAUCGCUGCCAGACAACUCAAGCAUUCCCAGCGGCAUCAAGAACAACCGCUCGCGGCCGAGUCUGAGGAAGAGACGCGCCGGCUCGGGUGACGUGACAUCUGACGAGCUGCUCAAAGAGUUUGUCGACGACGAGAACCUGUACCUGCGCGAACUCAAGACCCUAGUGGACGGCGUCAUCCCAGUGUUGCUGACCCACGUAGUGAACGGCACGAACUCGACAGAGCUUUUCGGUCCGGGAUCGUCCAGCAAGGAUGGCCUGUCCAAGUCGGUGGUCAACAUGGGCGUCGCCCUGGAAAAGCUCAAGAAUGCACACCGCAAGGCGCCAAUGUCGGACGUGCGACGGCUGGCCAACUGGGCACACGGCAUCGUGCCAAUCUACAACAGCUAUCUCAGCGCGUGGCGUCUGGGAUUCGAGGACGUUGUCGUCAACCUGGCCCCCGGCCAGCUGGACGAUGAGGACUCGCUCCUCAAUGCGCUGCCCCGGAAUGAGCGAGGCGACAUCGUCGACUCCGCCGGGGAGCGGGUGGCCGUGGCGCACCUGUUGAAGCGGCCGCUCAUCCGGAUCAAGCAAAUGACCAAGCUGAUCAAGUGCCUGGACGCCAUCAUAGACUCAAAUGACACGCAUGAACUGCUCCGGGACUUUGAGAAUCUCCAAGACAAGGCCCGACGGCGCCAUAGAGAGGAGACGGCUCGCAUGACGGACCAGGAUGCCAUCAACACAGACAAGACAAGGGCACGCGAUCUGCGUACCCUCGGUCCGGCCCGCGAUGUCACCAUCGACCCAAAUCGCCAAGUCAAUGCCAAAGACGUCUUCGCGCUCGACCUGGCGCACUCCAACGGACAGCGGCUGGAGUGCCAGGUCGAAGUGAUUCAUCGCGACAAUCAAAAGGAUGCCGACGACGGCGAUAUUCUUAUCCGAGAGACUGGCGAAGGGCGACGAUGUUUCCUUCUGUUUGCUCCCGUUCCCAUGUCCAUGGUCUCGGCACGAACAGGGGACGGCGAGUUGGACAUGGUCGUCAUGAUCCGCGGCACGCACAAUGGCAAGUCGUGGCAUGAGCUCCUCACCUUGAGCGCAGACAGCGAGGACCAGAUCCUCGACUGGCUAGACAUUCUUCCCCUUACCCCUGUGCCGCCCAGGGAGCCGGAGCCGAGUGAGGUCGGUGAGCCGGAGCCGACCACUGCGCGGGGCGCGGCGGACAUGCCGUUCGGUGCACGCGUGCCGCUGCCUGAAUCACCCAGGUCACCAAUUUCCAAAAACGUCGCGUCUUCACCCACAACCGACGACAGACGCGCGCUGCCUUCGCGAUACCGCCCGCACCGAGCGACCAUGCCAUCCUCGUUUCCAGCGCAGCAAGCCUCUCCGGAGCUGUCUGAUCCAGAAAAGACUCCCACAAAGAAUGCAGCCAAGGAGGAGCGGAGCAGGCCGUUGAGCGAGAGCAUGCGUCCAGACCCUCGCAGCCUACGCGGAGAGAGCGCACCCCCUAACACCACGCAGUUCCGCGAUGAUGGCGCGCCGCGGCCGCCGGUCCACCGCACGCUCAGCGUCAGCCCUAAGUCGGCCGACAAGUCUGCGUCGCCGACGCAGUCUCCGCCUCCGCUGCAACCGCCUACCGACGUGAACAGCCCGGAGCGCAUCAGACGUCGUGGGUCGUCGCCCCUUAAGCACGAGUACCUUCCCUCAGACGUGUCUUCUGUUUCCGAAGAGUUCUCGGACGAGUCAGAUGCCGACUCGAGCGACGACGAGAUUGAAAGUAUCGACAUUCCGGAGACGGAGCUGGGCGUGAGCAUCAACAAGGACGCGCGGGCGCCGGCGGUGGGCGAGUCGCUACUGUCGGGAUCGGACUACAGCUUGACGCCGUCUAACUCUGCCUCACAGGCCGGUCUGCAUGGACCGAAGACAACCGACGAAAAGGCGGCGCGCUUCAUAGCGUCGAUAUCGCGGUGGUCGGACAAGGGCCUAUGGAAGGACUUGUCGUCGAGCGUCUGCUCCGUCAUGGUUACCGCUGGCCUCAUCGAGGUCUAUCACUUCCGCAACGGUGAGCACAAGAAGACAGACAAGCCGGCCCUGGCGCUCGACCUGACGCCGCUGGUGCUCAUUCGGCAGAGCACUGCACUGGACCUGGAGAUUCGGUCCUCGGUGCAGCCUCACAGCUCGCUGUACGAGCACUACAACGGCGGCAACUUCCGCUUCCGCUGCCCCAACCACCCCGAGUGCCAGGGGCUGUACAUGGCGGUGCACAAGGCGCGCCUCAACAAUCAAAAGUUCAUCGAGCUCGAGAACGAGGCACGGUUCAAGAGCUUUGGGGAGCAGCGGGCCCCGGCGGAGAACGAGGGCAGCACCAGCAGCCGCCGGCGGAACUGGUUCGGCAGGAAGAACAGCUACCGCAGCUCCGUCAGGGCGCCAUCACAUGACGGAGCCAGCACGACGCCAUCGUCGACGCCAUCGGCCUCGAGCUUCCUCAAGCGGCUCACGGGGGCGGGCAACCUCUCAUUCAACCUGGCACGGUCUUCGGUCGACCGGCAGAGUCUCCGCAGCGUGGGCAACAGCCUGUACACGUCGGGAUCGUCGUCGGCGAGCGGGACGCCCCCGCGGUCGCCGUCGGUCAGCGUCGAGAACAGCGGGCGCAACAUGACGAGCGUCAACCCCGACAACAUACGGAUCCGGCUGCAUCUGCUGGUCGGGGCGGCCAAGUGGGAGGACUACGGCAACUGCAGUCUGCAGAUCCGACGGCCGCCGCCGGGGUGGCGGCAGGCGCUGCGGGCCAACCACGGGCUCGAGAAGCGCAUCACAGCGACGACGCUGCCGAAGAAGGAGUCGGAGAAGCCGCGCAUCGUGCUGGACGCGGUGCUGGGCAGCGGGUGCUUCACGCCAAUGGGCAGCCGGGGCAUUGUGUGCGGUGUGUGGGAGGAGGUGAGGAAUGGAGACGGCGUCGUGGGCAUGGUGCCGGCGACGGGAGCGACUGGCGGCAACAUCAAGAAGUGGUGUUUCCAGUUUGCCAACGCGCCCGAGGCGAGCUGGGUGCUGCGGCUCGUACACCAGGAGGUGGUGCGGGCGUGAGCUAUUGUGCCUUGUUUCUGUUCUGGCGCGCCGGGAGUAACGCUUGAUGAGAGGGCACAGUUGCUAUUGUUUUGUUGAUACCACGGGGACGCCCAUGCGUUUGGCAAUAUUUUUCUCUUUGUUACAUGUACGAGGUACACUCGGAGGACACAUGGAUAGACCGAGGAGAGACGGGGUUGCGUGCGACUGAGAGGUUGCGAAGUAGAGGGCAUAGAUGGAUGGGGUCAUGAUGAAUGAGACGCAGGAAGCCAACUAAAUGUACGAACUAUCAUCACAGUUUGCUUGCUACGCCGCGCGGUGAUGACAAUGCUGGGAAGCUGUAGGAUGUAGAGC
Messenger RNA from Purpureocillium takamizusanense, 6287 nucleotides. RefSeq lists its product as uncharacterized. Lineage: Eukaryota; Fungi; Ascomycota; Sordariomycetes; Hypocreales; Ophiocordycipitaceae. The coding region runs from base 543 to 5954 and encodes 1803 amino acids. The record is from RefSeq and is a predicted model, not a curated record. The transcript is spliced from 2 exons.